CGUUCAGCCUGUUGAACACGUCAUUGUUGGCUUUUGAACCCAAACCACCACUGUACUGCCGAGCAUCACCAUGGGGAAAAUGACGCUGUAUCACUGGGAUGGGUACCGAUCAGCAAAAAUUAUUUUUAUGUUAAUGGAAAUGGGAGUGAUGGAUGACUUUGACAUUAUCAGACUGAAUUCACUAGAUCCAGACAAACAGGCCAUGGAAGAAUACAAAAAGAACGUCCAUCCACAUGGAACUAUUCCCGCGCUUGUCAUUGAAGGGGAGACAAUCAUGCUAGAAUCAACAUCAAUUUGUCUUUUCUUAGCUGACAAAUAUGGCAAGCUGCUACCCGACUCAAAAUAUAAACAUGACUAUUAUGACUGGAUUAUUUACUGCAGUCUGACCUUGGAUUCCAUUUUGGACACAUUUUGGCAUCAAUGGAAGGUGACGCCACCAAAAUAUGACGAGGCUACAAUGAAGAACACAACAAAGAGAUGGGAUGUCUGUAUUAACCAUCUGACCAAGACGUUGUCAGAUGGCAGAGAAUAUAUUUGUGGUAGUAGCUUCACGGCAGCAGACUGCACUCUGGGAUACUACUUGGACUGGGCCGAGAAUCUGAAAGAUGGAAUCUUGCUCAAAGGUCAUCCGAAGGUCACAGAGUACUUAGACCGUCUUAAGAAACGUCCAGCGUUCAAAGAAUCAAUGACAUACAAAUAGUCUCCAUCCAAUCCAGUUCAGUUUAAACCCAACACGUGUUUAGGACUGUUCCUGUCUCUCUUGCGUUUGACAAUGUUUUUAUUAAACAGAUUCAUGUAUAUUUACCGUAAAAUAAUAGUUUGGUUGCCCCUCUAUGAAUAUUUUCAUCUAUUAAAAAAUAUGCUUAUAACAUUACUGAAAAAUUAAAAAGAUUGUGCUUUAAACUGAGUCAAUGCAAAUAAUGUAUAUGAUCCGAAUCAUCAUUAAAGUUUAUAUAUAUAUAUAUACA
Messenger RNA from Gigantopelta aegis, 968 nucleotides. RefSeq lists its product as uncharacterized. Bases 71 to 700 code for a protein of 209 amino acids. The transcript is spliced from 4 exons. NCBI's taxonomy places the organism in Eukaryota, Metazoa, Mollusca, Gastropoda, Neomphalida, Peltospiridae. The record is from RefSeq and is a predicted model, not a curated record.